Messenger RNA from Pisolithus orientalis, 420 nucleotides. RefSeq lists its product as uncharacterized. The record is from RefSeq and is a predicted model, not a curated record. Lineage: Eukaryota; Fungi; Basidiomycota; Agaricomycetes; Boletales; Pisolithaceae. Gene Ontology annotation, molecular function: serine-type endopeptidase inhibitor activity. The transcript has 4 exons. The coding region runs from base 1 to 420 and encodes 139 amino acids.
AUGUCCGUUACAUCUGGCCUCUAUAGGAUCACCACUCACCUCUCACCUAACCCAGCCAUUGGGGUUGACCCGAGAACUCGAUCCGCAGUGAAGCAAGUUAUCGUUGUGCCUCCAGAAUUUCCGCCCCCAGGUAGCACAUGGGAAGUGAGACAGGAAGAUGGCCAGUUUUACCUCCUUGCUGUCGACGGUGCCAAUGCCCGCCCGGAAGAAGACAAAGUGAACGCGUAUUAUGGGCAACCAGGUGAGAUGUGGAAAAUUGUCCACCACCCACUCCGCAGGGGGUAUGUCGUCCUGAGCCCGGAUGAAUCGCUCGCUUGGCAUCUUCCCAACUCCGAAUAUUUCACUCAGGUCGAGCUCAAGCCCCUGGGGAUCUUGCCUGGCGAAGGAUACUACUUCAAUCUGGAGAGGUUGGUCGAGUAA